Oryzias melastigma (Indian medaka) is the source of this 2525-nucleotide messenger RNA. RefSeq names its product potassium voltage-gated channel subfamily S member 2. The record is from RefSeq and is a predicted model, not a curated record. Gene Ontology annotation, biological process: protein homooligomerization; potassium ion transmembrane transport; regulation of delayed rectifier potassium channel activity. Gene Ontology annotation, molecular function: protein binding; delayed rectifier potassium channel activity. Gene Ontology annotation, cellular component: membrane; voltage-gated potassium channel complex. Lineage: Eukaryota; Metazoa; Chordata; Actinopteri; Beloniformes; Adrianichthyidae.
ACCCGCGGCGUGCGCGUGCGCGUCAGCUGAAGUUCAAACCAGACCGGGAAACGAGCACCGACCCCCGCCGAGCCUUAGCUUCUGACUUCCCUCCGGAAAAAGCCGAGAGAAGCCGAAGGCGGUUCGGCUCCGGGGGGGGCGCAGCCGCGCUCACGCGGAUCAGGUGAAGGAGGCACGCGGGUGUGUGCUCGUCUCUGCGGUCACAGGCACGAGGAAGUUCCGCUCAUUUUCCCGCGUGUAAGGCGAAGUUCAGGUGGUGAUGGGGUAACACCUGAGGAGGAGCGCGCGGCGCGGCGGCUGAAGGUUGGACGCGGGAAAACUUUAAGGUCUCACCAUGGUUAAGAAGAGCCUGCCGGGCUGGGUCCACCAGGACCCCGAGGAGGACCUGGUCCAUGUGAAUGUGGGGGGUCUGAAGAGGAGCCUGUGUUCCAGCACCCUGAAGAAGUUUCCAGACACCAGGCUGGGGAAGCUGCUGGCGUGCGCCUCAGAGGAGGACAUCCUGCAGGUCUGUGACGACUACGACGUGCAGCAGAAGGAGUUCUACUUCGACAGGAAUCCCGGCCUUUUUCCGUACGUCCUCCACUUCUACCAGACCGGAAAACUCCACGUGAUGGAGGAGCUGUGCGUCUUCUCCUUCAGUCAGGAGAUCGAGUACUGGGGCAUCAACGAGUUCUUCCUGGAUUCCUGCUGCAGUUACCGUUACCAUGACCGCAAGCUGGAAAGCAGCCGCCAUCGCAGCUGGGACGACGAGAGCGAGGUCAGCAGCAUAGACACGUCUGUGGACGAGAUCUCCGACCUCAACAGGGACAUGCAGCACUUUCGUCAUGUGCGCUACGGGAACUUGAAAAGGUGUCUGUGGCUGACGCUGGAGAACCCCGGCUACUCCAUCCCCAGCAAGCUGUUCAGUCUGCUGUCCAUCGGCGUGGUGCUCACCUCCAUCGCCACCAUGUGCAUCAACAGCAUUCCUGAGUACCAGACCUUCGACCUGGAGGGGAAGCUGGUGGAAGACCCCACCAUGCAGACGCUGGAGGUCUUCUGCAUCUGCUGGUUUACCUUCGAGGUGGUGACGCGGUUGCUGCUGGCGCCGAACAGGAGGAAGUUCUUCCGCCAUCCUCUGAACAUCAUUGACAUGGUGUCUGUGGUUCCCAUCUACAUCACCCUGCUCUUCGACGUGACUCUGGGCUCCGAGUCGGAGCUGGGGAAUGUGGGCCGGCUCAUUCAGGUGUUCAGGCUGAUGAGGAUCUUCAGGGUUCUGAAGUUGGCUCGACACUCCACAGGUCUGCGCUCGCUGGGGGCCACUCUGCGGCACAGCUACCGCGAGGUCGGCAUCCUGCUGCUCUACCUGGCUGUGGGCGUGUCCGUCUUUUCUGGAAUUGCCUACACAGCUGAAUGUGAAGAGGACGUGGGUCUGGACACCAUCCCGGCAUGCUGGUGGUGGGGAACGGUCAGCAUGACCACCGUGGGCUACGGAGACGUGGUGCCGGUCACCGUCGCCGGGAAGCUGGCAGCCAGCGGCUGCAUUCUGGGCGGCACCCUGGUGGUGGCGCUGCCCAUCACCAUCAUCUUCAACAAGUUCUCGCACUUCUACCGCCGGCAGAAAGCUCUGGAGGCGUCGGUGAGGAACAACAACACGAAGAAGAUGAGGAUGAGCUGCGAGAACGAGCCAGACGAGGAAGACGACGAAGAACUGGACAGUCGCUGUCUGGACGAAGACGGCAUGGAGGACGAUGAUGAAGACGAUGUCGAUUUGGAGGACGAAGGAGGAGUGAUAAACUACAGUUAUGUGGAGCAUCCGUCGUACUCGUGGGUGAUGAGGAAGGAGCUGAAUCUGCUGUGAAGAAACGUUUCCAUCGCCACCGAACACGAUUGAUCUCCGUUUCUAUCAACGGACGUUCAUCCACGUUUGGUGAAAUACGACUUCAGCCCGUUUUGGCUUCACCGCUGUGGGGUUUCUUCUGACAGAGGAGACCCGUGUGAUGUCAUUCAUGUUGAGAACUUUGGCUCCACCUCAAUGAGGUCAAUCCAGUGGACAUUUUUUAUGACACGGACGCCGCCAUGUUGGAGCCAAAAGUCCAUAAGCAGCGAUUGAUCCGAGUUGGUCUCAGUCAUCGUUUCUAUGACAACCACUCUGGCCAAUCAAGUGUGAGCUUGUUGGAAGGCCACGCCUCGACCACUUGAAAGCAGGCUACACAACAUAUACACACAUAUACAGUCAAUGGUUCCAACUAACUGUUCCACAGAGCUGAAGCUGAGCGCAUGAACACAAAUAAAAAAGAAAACGUUUGCUUCAUUUUUCUGUUUUCUGCAGAAACACAAACGGGGUUAAAUGAUUUGAGAAAAUGAUGUUCCAGACGGAAGGAGGAGCAGCAACUGAUCAACAAACAGCUGUUCUUCCUGGAAAAUCCAGAAUAUUUAGCUUCAUCUGGAUGUGCUGAAUCAGGAGGAAACGUUCUCCUGACAUCCAACUUCCAGACACAGAACCUAGUGAAGCUUUCAGGAGAAAUCCCAGCAAAGACUCAACAUCA